AUGCGGCCAGUGGUGCGUCGGCUGGCGCUGGGCGCCGUGGUGGGACUGCUGACGAUGCUGGUGGUGGUGUCGCUGAACAGCCACCCGCACUCACCGCUGAAGCUGCCCGCCGUCUGGCAGGCGCUCCUACCGACCGCCGAGCCGUGGCCAGGCUGUCCGCGUGGCCGCUUUGUCACAAUGGACCCGACCGGUCGUCUGGGCAACAAGCUGUGUCAGUACUCGUCGUUCUGGGCGCUGCAGCGCCGCGAAGUAAGCGCCCGGCCCGCCUGGACGCUGCCGGAGAUGCACAGCGAGUUGUCGGCCCUGUUCAGUGGCCUGCAGCUGCCGGUGUUGCCAGAGGCCUGCGCCCGCCAGCAGGAGAACUUCUUGAGCAUCAGCUACUUCCACUACGGCGAGAGCGGCACGGGACUGUCGGACGGGCCCCUCCUCCUGCUCGACCACCCGUGCUCGUUGACCGAAUUCCACCCGUACCGGCGCGAGCUGCUGCAGCAGCUGCGCUGGCGGCCCGAGGUGCGGUCCAUGUACAACGGCAGCCUAGUGGGCGAUGUGUACCUCCGUCGUGCGCUCGAGCUGUGUCGGCAACGCUACCACCGGCCCGUGUUCGUCGUGUCGAGCGACGACCUGGCCUGGUGCGGCCGUCAUCUGGCAGCUGCCGACGUGGUGUUGGCCGGCUCGACGGGCGCCGGCGCGGCUGGCCGCGACAUGGCGCUGCUCGCCCAGUGCAACCACACGGUCAUGACGCACGGCACGUACGGCUUCUUCGCUGCCUUUUUGGCCGGCGGCGACGUGGUGGUACCGGUGGGCUUCGGUACCAUGGAGGACUACCUCACCAGUAUGAUGCGAAGUACCGGUUUUAACCUCACCACCGUGCCAGUCGAGUGA
Messenger RNA from Pollicipes pollicipes, 882 nucleotides. Its product is annotated as galactoside alpha-(1,2)-fucosyltransferase 2. Lineage: Eukaryota; Metazoa; Arthropoda; Thecostraca; Pollicipedomorpha; Pollicipedidae. Gene Ontology annotation, biological process: carbohydrate metabolic process. Gene Ontology annotation, molecular function: galactoside 2-alpha-L-fucosyltransferase activity. Gene Ontology annotation, cellular component: membrane. Bases 1 to 882 code for a protein of 293 amino acids. The transcript has 2 exons. The record is from RefSeq and is a predicted model, not a curated record.